UGUGAAAUUUUAUCCACGGUUGCUAUUGUAUUUUGUUGGUGGCUGCAUUACGCGGAAGCACGAAUGGCCAUUCUGAAAACUAAAAAAAAAAGAAGCUUCGGUGCCUGCAUCAUCUCUGGUAGAGUCGACCCGGGAGUUUUGCAUGUGGACAUUGUUGGUUCCGUGAACGUCAAAUGCCGUAAGUGACUUGUAAAAACGCUGGUUGAAAUACUCGAGCUGUUGUAGACAGUUUCUCUUGGAUUCCUUUCAGCGGUUAUCAUGUCCCUGACAGUGCUGUCCAACCACAAGGAAGUAGAAAAUGUACUGAAUCCACAGUCAGUUGAAAACUGGGAGAUACAUUCAAAUCUUAAUCUGCCAAAACUAGUCUCAGUCCUCAAGAAAUUUGCUUUUCAUCUGGAAGAACUGAACCAGAAUAAUAUCUUGCAUCAUGAAAUAGUUCAACUUUCUCCCUUAUUUCUUAAGUUGUUUGGUGAUGAUUUUGUAAACCACUCCAGCAGAAAAGUGAAAGUGCUUGUUGCUGCAUGUAUUGCAUACUUGUUACCAGGAUGUAUUCAGAUGCUCACAUCUUCAGAUCAUUUUAUGGCUGUGCUGUCAUUUCUUGGCGAACAAUUGGACAUUCUACAUCACAGCGAAGCACCUGAAUUUGAACAUGCAUUCCAUAUCCUAGAAAUUUUGUAUAGUAUGGAAACAACAUAUAUUUCAUGUCUUUCAUCAGUACAAAAGAACUCAUUCUGCAAGUGGAUGUUGCAGAAAUGUUUUAGUUUGGCAAACAUUAAUGGCGAUGGAGCUUCAAAGCAGUUACACAGAUUGCUACUGAAGAUCAGUCAAAAGCUUGUAACUUGCAUGAUAAAUGAAGGAAGUUUCUCAAAAGAAUGUCUUCACUACAUCCUUGUGGCUCUUUUGGAAGAGACUGAGCCUGAUAGCAGUGGCAGUUAUAACCUAGCAAAAGAAUUGUUGUUUGCCAAUAGACGCUACUUGGAAACGCAGAUACGGAAUAUUUUGGUGAAACGUCUACAUGAUGGUCCAAGUGAAGGUAGCACAUUAGUCAUGGACACCAAACCUUUUGAGGUUAUUUACAAAGUAUAUCACAUAGAUAGCAUGAUAAUGCUUGGAGUCAUUAACAGUUUAGAAUACUGCCUAUCUUCUUCUGAUGAAAGUGAAAGAAGAGAAGUGUUGGAGUUUCUGUGUUGUUUUUUCUCAGAACAGCAUUCAAGUGUUGCUUCAGACUAUAAGAAACUGUGGAAUGCUUUUCUUUUGAAGCUACGAGCUGAAGAAAUGGCUGGAGAUGUUGUGUGUAAGCACACAUACAAUUUUCUUGUGAAUCAUCCCGAACUAAGUUCGGAUUAUAAACGUUUGCUCAAAAAAUUAAUUCGUACCAAAAGACCAAGUUUACGCAAGGAGCUGCUGUUCCAGAUAACAAAAGCAAUACUCCAUGAGAGCAGCUUAAUCUUGCAUGAUGAUCAGUUGCUGCAGUUAAUGGCAGAACGCAUAAGGACAGAUUUUGUCGAUGUACGUUUGUGUGCGCUGAGAUGUUUAGGACUGAUAUGCAGGGAAUACCCUGCUGCUGCCUGUCCUGUUCUCAAAGAAAGGAUUAUUUGGCUACACAAUUUUUUACUGGAACAUUACAUUAAUAGUAAUUCCAGUAAUAGUGAUAGGGCAACAAUAAAGCAGUUACUGUUUACUGCUAUGGUACCAAAGGAUGUAGUUAAUGAAGAGAAGAUAAUAUUACUGCAAAAAAUUUGGUUGAAAAUGUCUGAAAAAGCCCGGAAAGCUUUUCAUGAAAUGGGAGAGAGAGAUUUCAGGUUGAGAAAAUGGACACUGAUGAUGGUUGAGCACAUUAAAACUGGUGAUGAUAAAACUGAAGAAAUUACCAAAUGCAUAAACAGAAUAUCAGGAGAGCUCUUGGAUGGAGGAAAAUCUGAAGGCUGUUUAAGAUAUCUAGUUGACAUUAUCCGAAAAGAUAAAAGGUGCCAGGAACUUAUAGAAGUAAUACUAAUGCCGUCUUCCACUCAGGAGGAACUCAAUUCUUCUAAGGACUCGUUAAGGAAAAGAGUAAGCUGGUGUGCCAAGAAAAAUGAUAUUGUGUGUUCAGUAUUGAACACCCUGCUUGUAAGACUGCAAACAUACUUCAUUGACACUGCUUCUGUAAAUUUGCUGAUAAAAUGCAUUGCAGAAGCAGUUUUUUCUGAAAAUGGGCUUGAUGCUGAGAUCUGCAGUAAAAUAAAGGAUUCAUUGCUCUUUGUACAGGAACUUGUGAAUUCUUGCCCCCACACAAUCUUCUGUCAAGAGGCUCUUAACUCCUUAAUGUCAGUGAUAUAUGAACAAAAUGGGCAAUUCUCAGAAAAUAUCCUGUUGAUAUUUAAGACUGCUGCAAAAUUUAGACCCAUUGGUGAGGUCUUCCACCAGCUAUUUGAAGAAAAGCUUUUAUAUCAUUGGCGGAGGUUUGUUCUGAAGGGAGACUUGCGACAGGCCAAAUUAGCUCUGCAGUGCAUAUUGAAACAUGCUGUAGUUGCUGAGGAUAAUGUUCCUAAAUUAGUGCUUGGAGAUCUGAAAAAGCAGCUUAGAAGUACUGACAGAAAAAAAUGUGUCAUAGCCGUGAAGUUGUCGGGUCACUUAACUUCCCUUUGGUGCUCUGAAGAGGCCUCACAUCUUAUAUCAUUACUAAAGUUGCCUGAAGUUAUCAGAUGCCAACCAGAAGAAGAUGAUUUUGCUGAAGCUUGGUGUGAAAGGAGUGCCCUUCCUUUCAGAACAUUGGCUAAGAUUGUAGCAGUGAAAACAUUAACACUGUAUCACAUGUCAGUGGCAAGUGAAAGUGUUGAAGAAUUCCUUUCCUUACUUUGUGAAGUAGUUGAUAAACAUGGCAAUAUAUCUGAAGACAUAUGUCUUAGCAAUGCAGAGUCAUCUUGGCUACGACUGACAGCUGGCUGUGCACUCUUGAAAAUGUCUACUGAUCCUGCUGUGUGGAAGAAAGUCUCAAUACUUCACAUGGCUACAAUCAGUUCUCUCAUACUUGAUGAAAAUGAGAAUGUCUGUGUGCAGUUUGUUAGAAAGUUAUGUCAUCAUCUCACUAACGAGAACUUCCCUGUUGAUUUCUUUGCUUUCUUUUCUUUGGUUGGCAUGGAGAAACGACAACAUCUUAGAGAUAAAUUUGAAGAUUAUUUCCAUGACUGUGUGAAAGCAAAGUGGGCAGAGAUUGGCAAGAUUUGUGGGAAAUCUAUAGGGAAUAUGGAGAACUGUCCAGGCAUUGUCAACAAUAUUAUACCAGAAACCAGCAUUAAUGCUGUGAUUGCCUUAUUGGCUUAUUAUCCGGAGUUAAAGGAUGUAAAUGAGAUGGUAAUAAAGAAGGAGAUUUGUGCUUGUCUUAAAUUCUUCUGGGGUCUGAUGCUUCUUCAUAAAUUCAGCACUGUACAUCCAUCAGUGAGCUCUUACAAGGAGUUUCUGGACAAAAUCAAGAGGAGUGUUAGCUCUAUUGACCCUGAUGAUGAACAAGCAACUGAGCGAUUGCGUGUGGUUGCUCUUCUGGCAGGUGCAACUCUACAAGGAGCAUGUCGACAAGUACACAGGUCUGGAACAGAGAAAGUCAUUAUCACACCAAACACCAAAUAUUAUUUAAUACGCUGAUCACAAUGUCAAGUGGAAUAAGGUACAUUAUCAAAGUAUGUUGUGUCAUAUCAUAACAGGCAGUGUGAACAAUGUUAAAGAAAUAAUGAUAGGUUAUUAUUAGGAGACUGUAAUUCUUAUUGUUGCUUCGGCCCAGUUGGAGAAAAAGAAAAAAAACAAAUGAUAAAGAAAAGCAAUGUAUUUUAUAACUUGCCUAUGUGACUGCAAAUAAUGGUAUUGUGUAUGUAUAGCAAUUACGACCAGGUGUAAACUGGAAGAUUCUGGAAGUAUCUUUUUGUCCCAGAUAAAUAGCAUGCUACUGUGUAAUUAUAAUGAUGAAAAAGAGAGAUUUUUUUGUUUAUUAUUAUUUGUUUUGUGUGUGUGGGGGGGGGGGGGGCUCACUUGUGCAUAUUCGGUGGUAGACACUGUGGUCAUUUUGUGUUUGCACAGAGAUACUUUGAUUCCAGUUCUGACAAAAAUCUUCAAGUAUGUAAAAAGAGUCAAAGAUAUAUUCUGACCACAUGCAGCUGUUGCAAAAUGGUUUUAAAUUUUGACACUCUGUCAUUAAGAGUAGUCUGCUGCUGUGUAUAUCUAAGUUUGAAAUACUUUUAAAAUUGUUUUACAUUAUGAAUUGAGACUAAUGAUACACAAAAUUGUAGCCCUCAAUUGUGGCAGUGUCUCCUAAUAAAUUUGACAGUAAUUUUUUUCCAAUGGAUCAGUAAUGAAUUCAGAGCACAUCUGUUCCUUGGCUGAUUGUAACUAGUGCUUUGUAAAUUAUAAAGUGUAUUAAAACAGAAAAGUAAUGAAUAUAAACAAA
Molecule: messenger RNA, 4417 nt
Organism: Schistocerca gregaria
Lineage: Eukaryota; Metazoa; Arthropoda; Insecta; Orthoptera; Acrididae
Exons: 21
Coding region: 259-3621 (1120 amino acids)
Biological process (GO): mitotic sister chromatid cohesion; DNA repair
Cellular component (GO): nucleus; chromatin
Source: RefSeq, a predicted model, not a curated record